AUGUCGGCCGCAGACCCUUGGGCUGAAUUUGAAAGCUCAAAGGUCAAAGUCCGAUACAAUACCGUGGACAAGCUCAAGCAGAUCAUUACGGGCUUCAAUGAAGUCUGCUGCACAGUCCUCAGCAAGUCUGGAAAGAAGCAGGAGCUCAUCGACCGCGUCCUCGGCAUCCUCGAUGGCUGGAAAAACACAGGCAAUAUUGAUAGGUGGAAUGCUGGUCGGGUCGUGUUGAACCAGGUGCGGGACACAGGAAUAUUCAAAGCUGCCGGCUCAUCCUAUGCCCCAUCCCCAAUCGCCUACCCUCCCAAGUAUAUCCCUGGCUCUGCAGCAUCCGUCUACUCCGUGUCGUCCGCCGGCUCCAGCAUCCCUCGCUAUGACUCCUUUUCGACUCUCCGAAAUCCCUCUUCCAUACCGUCUCCUAGUGCUAGCACAUCAUUAUCCGCGGCCCGCCCUAUUAUCCGGUUCAGAUCGUCCCCUUUCUUCCACGUCGACCAAAUUGUGUCUAGUGUCGUGGAAUGCCCCGAAUCCACAAGCCAGGCUGAUCGGCGGCAGCAGAUCGUUUCAUUUACUCUGAAUAACGAACAGAUUUUGAAGCUCACCUCGUCAAGCACGAAAUACCAGCUGCGUCUCUACUGCACUUCGUCGUCCUACUAUUCCCUGUCCCCCGCCGCCUUCCGUCAAACUAAUGCACUAUGCCCAAUCGAAUUUCCGCCAACCUGUGAAGUUCGUGUGAAUCAAAACCAGAUUACCGCCAACAUGAAGGGGCUGAAAAAGAAACCUGGCACUGCGCCGCCCGCUGAUCUAACCAAGUUGGUGAAGAUGAUUUCCGGUGCUUCGACCAAGGUGGAGAUGGUAUAUGUGAACAAUCAGACGAACAACAAUCAGCAGCCUCCGCCACCCAAGAAAUAUUACAUCGCGGUGAUGCUGGUCCAAGUCACGAACGUCGACCAGUUGAUCGACAGGCUUGUGAAGGGGAAGUACAAGAGCAAGUCAGAUAUCUUGGCGAAAAUGAAGCAGGCAGUCUCGGACGAUGACGACAUCGUCGCUGGCCCACAGAAGAUGUCGUUGAAGUGUCCUCUGAGUUACAUGCGAAUUACUACGCCAUGUCGGGCGGCGCAAUGUGUACAUCCACAAUGCUUCGAUGCGAUGUCGUGGUAUAGUGUCAAUGAGCAGACCACCACUUGGAUGUGUCCGGUCUGUGAUAAAACUAUCAAUCAUGAGGAUCUGAUCGUGGAUGGGUAUUUUGAUGAGAUCCUCAAAACAACCCCUGAUACCGUGGAGGAUGUCAUGGUAGAGGCCGACGGCGAAUGGCACACAUCCGAUGACAACUAUGCAUCUGCAGGUUGGAAGCAAAGCCGUAAGCCAGUCGCAGCCACACCCAUCAGCAUGCCUCCAUCGCCAGUGAAGCCCAUCAAACAGAGUAGAUCUCACAGUCCGGAGCUUCCUCCCAAUGGUUCUGCUACAAAAGGGGAGAUGUGGGGCCCUCGUGACGGCGACGCGGUGCUGGUGCUAGACUCAGACGACGAGGAUGAAGGCCGAGUGAAGAGGGAGCUUUCACCUUCUUGCCGCGACGAAUCAUCCAAUUUUUCCUUAGAAUCCGCGCCGCCUGGAUCUCAGAUCAUCGACCUUACUCUCGAUUCUGACGACGAGCCUGAACCGCCGGCACACCCAUCGGGGAAGCGGAAAGCUGUUGACGAGAUGCCGUCACCGACAGAGCCGAUAUGGAAGAAAUCCCGCAUGGAUACGGAUGGAUCACUACACGGAGUGAUGCGAAGUGUCAAUGGUAAUGUCAACACUUCUGCCUCCACCUCCUCCGCCACUGGUAGUAAUAUAGGGGGAAGCCCGUACAUGAACGGCUCGUCUUACCAGCGCCAGCCCUCCGCGUCAAGUCAAUACCCGUACUCUCCACACCCAGCACGACCCUGGAUCCCUCAGCACCCGUCCGCGUUCACCUCGCCCCUCUAUCCGCCGAACCAACUUCCACCGCCUCGUCCAACAUCCAGUCCUCGUCACCAUUACUACUCCCCUCCCACACGUCAUCCAUAUCAAGAUUGGCGAUAGUAGUCUUGGGUGUGCUGACCAGACUGAUGUAGCGAUAUAGCUUGUACAUCUUGGGGUGCUCGGGUUUAUCUUACUGCUAGGCCGUUUUCGCCAUAAUCGUGCCCUGUGAACUGUACCAUUCGUAUUCAGAUGCUAUUUUUCUUUUUUUUCUCUGGUUCGGCUAUGCGGCCUGGUGGGCGGGUCAAGCUGCGCGUAAUUACGAACGGUUUAUCUUGUCAUAUUAUGGUGGUUUUGUAGCAUUUACACGAUGUACACGGGCCAUGGCAUCUAGAGAGGCCGCGAUACGCAGAGGGCAUUUCUGUUUUGCC
Molecule: messenger RNA, 2366 nt
Organism: Heterobasidion irregulare TC 32-1
Lineage: Eukaryota; Fungi; Basidiomycota; Agaricomycetes; Russulales; Bondarzewiaceae
Exons: 10
Coding region: 1-2058 (685 amino acids)
Biological process (GO): protein sumoylation
Molecular function (GO): zinc ion binding; SUMO ligase activity
Source: RefSeq, a predicted model, not a curated record